CAGAGGAAGAGAGAGAUAUCCCUGUGACAUGGAGAUCCCAGGCAUCAGGCACUCCCGUGGCCACCUCGGAUCAGAGAAGCAGCAGAUGCUGGAUCUCAACAAACGGCUGGAGAUGUAUCUGAGCCGGGUGAAGCUCCUGGAGGAGGAAAAUGAGCUCCUCAAGGAGGAGAUCCAUGCGCUGCAGGGCAGCCGGAAGCCCCAGGCGUGGAGGGGAGAGCUGGACGGGCAGCUGAGAAGAGCCAGGGGGGAGGUGGAGGCAGCAUGGAUGGAGAGAGACAGGGUGGAGCUGGUGGUGGCCAACCUGAGCGAGGACCUGCAGACGCUGCAGCUCCGGAGGCAGAAGGAGGCAGCCACCCAGGCGGAGGUGAAGAAGAGCCUGACGGAGAGCAAGAAGGAGAUGGAGGAGGAGAGGAGGGCCCAGAUCUGGCUGCGGGAGAAGGUGGCACAGCUGGAAAAGGAGCUGCAGUUCCAGCUGGAGAUCCACCAGGAGGAGGUGUCAGCUCUGCAGGCCAGGCUGAGCCACGCCCGGCCUGUCCUCAUGAGCCCUCCGCACACCGAGGCCCUCCACCUUCAGGACCUGGGCCAAGAAUACUCACAGAGGGCCAGCCAGGUCUGGCAGGAGGCAGCGACUGCAUACCAGGCCCAAGUCAAGCGUCUGGAGGACACGCUGUCCCAGACCAGGGAUCACCUGGGCCAGGUGACCCAAGAAAAGAGGGAGGGGAACCUGAUGGUGCAGUGCCUGGCCAAGGAUCUGGAUGGGGCCCGAACCAGGAAGAAGCUCCUGGAGCAGAAACUCUCCCAGCAAAGGAGCAGUGAGCUAAAGGAGCUUGAGCUACUCCAGGCUCAUCUGGAAUCCCUGGAGGGAGAGAAGGCAAAGAUGAGUGAGCAGAUUUCUGACAUCCUGGAUGACAGACAGAGCCUUCUGCAGCUGAAGAUGUCUCUGGGGAUGGAGGUGGCCACCUACAGAGCAUUGUUGGACAAUGAGAGUCUUCGAGUCGACAAGCCUUCCAUCAACAAUCCCUGGGGCUCAAUUACAGUUGAUGGAGGGCCCAGCCUUCGUGGUUUUAAGCAGAGACUCCAGGCCACACAUAAUGGCAGUCACAUCGCCUCCCCAGUUUCCUCUAAGCUUGGGAAAAGGACCCAAGCCACAGUGGUGGCCAAGACAGUGACACCUGUCCAAAUGUCAAAACAAGAUACCUCUGAGCAUAAGCCCAAGAGUGCAGGAUUUACAGAAGAACAAGAACAAGCUGGUUGGAGUGAGGAAUCCUCCCUGCAUGCAAUUUGGUCAUCUCCUCACCCUAAGGACAUAUUGAAAGGAAAUGGUUCAAUGGAGCACUUCAGGGAGAAGGAGGUCCAGGAAGAGGUUAGUCCUGUUGCAGCUCUCUUAGCUACAAGAUCACUAGAACUGAAUGCUGCUGCCUCGCCCAUAGAGAAGUGUAGCAUUGAUCCACCUGCUGCAGGAGGCUCAGAUGUCAGCAGGGAAGAAAUGAGAGAAAAGGAAGAGUAUUCACUCAGUGCAGAGGUAGAAAAGCCCAUGGGUCUGAAUGACACAGAGCCCAAAGCAGAACAACACUCUGCUGCUUGUCAUUCAACAGUUUUUGAUAUUCCUUCACAGUUCCACCCAGAGAUCCAAGCACCUGGCAGCCCCAAGGUCAUGCUGAACCUCUCAGGGGCAGAACCCAAUCAAUCUUCAGAGGAUUGUGAAGAUGUGGGAGUGCAGGGGUCAGAGGAAAGGGCUCCUGAAUCUGCACAUGCUCCCGUCUUUGCUUGGGGAGAAAAGGAAGACGGAAAAGAGGAGAUUGAAUGGGCAGAGGGUAAAACCCCUGAAUUUGAAGAAAAUAAAAUAAAUGUAGACUCUGAAAUUGCUGUCAUUUCUGCUGAUGAAGAUGCCAUCAUGGAAAUAGAUGGGAAUCCAGGGGACAGCCAACAAGAGCAGACAUCAUUAGAUGCAGAGCAGCUGGACUUCUCUGAGGAUGGAGACGAUUCUCAACAUGCCUCCCAUUCAUGGCAGACUGAGGGGGGAGAGCUGGAUAACAAUGGCAGCUACUCGCUGGAGAACACUCUUGCCGACACACGCCCGCUGAUCCGUUACAAGAGCGAUGAAACAGACAUGAACACUCAGGCCUCUCAAUUAGGGGACAGUGACUCAAGUGGGGAUGAAGGUAAUGAUGACAAGGGAUGUUGGGGAGAUGAUAAAAGAAGAGUUAUCACAUCCAAAAGCAUUGAUUUCAUGGAGGAUCUGGAUGAAGAGGUUGAGAAGGACACAGAGAAAGAGGAGGCAGCUGGAGAGCUCUUCCAGGGAGAAGGGAUGGAUGCUGCCAGCAGUCCAACGGGGGAGAGAAUUAUCUUCACGAAUGAUGAUGAUGAUGAAAGUGAGAGAGAAGAGGGCAUAGCUUCAUCGCAGGACGAAACCACUCAUGUGACAGGGCCCACAGAUCCCAUGACAGAUCCUGUGGACAAGAGCAGUGAAGAGGAAAAUGGUGGACAUGGGUAUGUGCAGGAGAAGGAUUCACUAUCACUCUACUCUAUUGAUGACUUGAAAGGUGAGACUGUAGACUACGAGACUGCACUGGGACUUCAGACCGAAUACCCUAAACGAGAAACAGAAACGGAGAGCCUACACCCACUAGAUUCUGUCAAUAGCAUCAGGGAGAUGAGUUCACAGAGUCAUUCAGACACACAGGAGGAAGCCAUAAGAUCACAUUCUGAGGCCUUAGCUCCACUCUUUAGUGGAACUGUAGAAAUAUCGGCAACACAACAUCUGAGCUCAAAUGAGGGUACAGGAGAGGGAGUACACAGCGAGGAAGCAGAAGUUCUUACUGACAGGAAAGAAGGACAGAGUCUGUCUAUGCUAACUAAUGUGGAUUUCACCGAUGAGCUCUCCCUGCACAGUGAGCUCAGCAGCACCAUGGGGAGUAUCAUUAAUACUGCCAAUUCUGACAUAGAAGAAUACAGCUCUGGAGAUGACUCACCCAAUGUCAGUCAGUUCUUACAACCCAUCACACAAGAAGAAGUGUGUGCGAAUCAGGAGGAACCAGUAGCCAGAAUUGUUUCUGAAGGCAAGGGUGAAUCAGCAGGGCAUUCUCCAGAAUUCUCUGACCCUCACCCAGAGAACAUAACUGAGGAAGUCGCUGACCACAGAACAGAAAGUGAUGUAAUCCUACAGGAUCAAGGGGACAUUGUAGAGAGCCCAAGUGCAAGACUAUGGGGACAUGAAUCAUUUGUUCAAAGUGUUGAGAAAAUAGCUGAAUGUUCACAGAUGGUUUUGCACAAUGAGGGUAAUAUUGACAUGGAGUGUGCUACUGAAGAGAAGUUGAUGGCUGUCAGCCAGCCCUCUGGUGAUUCUCCUAACAUUAUAUCUGAUGAGGAGGAUGGUAUCUUCAAGGUUAUGGAAACCGAAGUACUGCCCCAAACCAACGGGAAAUGCCAUGACCCUCACAACUUACUAAGCACUAAUUUGCAUGAAGAUACCUGGAGCUCAUCCAAGAAGAAAGAGGCUACGUAUAAUCCGCAGGAGAGUCUGGUUUUUGGAGUGUCAUGGGAAGACACAGAGAACCUCUUGGUGGCAGGUGAGCACACUGAAGGAAACUUGGAGAUGUCUCAGGCCCCAUCUCUGGCGGAGCAGAAACAGAUUCCUGUGCAGCUAAAUCAGCUUUCAGGUGCCAAGAUGGAGGUAGAUGGAAGCCAUUCAGAUGACUCGUUGGAUGAAGGGGAUUCCUGGUCUUCUGGAGAAUAAAGAAUAAAAGAACACAAAAAGAAUAAAAAACACUCCUAGACAUCAGGGGAGAUCAUCUCUACUCUUUAUACUAAACAUUACUUGACAGCUGAACAGAAUGUGCAUUUCAUACUUGACACUGUUAUAGCUUCAUUUGUAAUACACAUCCCUGCAACACAAAUUAUUUUCUAUUUAUGAAGUCAAACUCACCAAAAUAAGAACCUUUCAUGUGAGGUAACUACUUGCAUAGCAACUAUGCUAAAGUAGGAUACUCAGAGGACUAUUAGUAUUUCUGGAACACCAAGGCUGUGAAUUCAUCUUAUCAUGAGUGGUAAUGUGCCUGUCAAAAAAUGCCUUAACGUAGCCCACUCCCUCAAAAUGCCUAUGAUUCAACAUAUUUUCAGCAUCUAUUAAAGUAUUUACUGUGUCUGUCAAACAAUAAACUGUGAGGACUUCCUUUCAAUCUGGCCAGCAUGUAGAAGAUGAACAUUGGCAGCCAUACCUGCAAGAGAGCUUUCUACAAUCAAGUCUGGACCACCAUACGCUUAAUCAAAUUUGAGACCUGUGCUUCCUCUAUUUACCUUGGAGGAAAUUCAGGAAGGUCAGACCUAACAUAAAUUGCCAUGAUUGAUUUUAUAUUGAUCAGUAGGAAUGAUCAAAAUGCCACAGUGGUACUCACCAGCAUCUGUCUUUUUCAGUUGGGCAGUUGGAUUGAUCUAUUCUUUAGGCACAUUGGUAACUUCCUUUUCAAAAUCACAUUUUGCAGUGAGUCCAGUCUGCACCAAAUUAAUUACCAACUUUUACCCUGGGGGGUAUAAUCCAUAACGAGCCAUUUGUAGCAGAGCCCAGGGGUUUCCUAAAAUUAUGUGUUUUGCAGAUUGUCCAGAUGUCUGUACAUCCUGCUUUCACAGCCUCCCUCAGUUUCCACACAGGCUUUUACAAACCAAUUACCUGGCAAAUUCACAAGAGUGCACUGCCAGGGGACUAUUUGUGUGUAUCUCAAAUUAAAGGCAAUUAUGAUAUUAGAGAUUUGAAUAAUAAUAAACAUAAUAACAGUAUAGGUUUAUGUUCAUAAGGAUUAGUAAAAACAUAUGAACAGUUCAGUGGGGCAUUUCUACUGUAAAAUAGUGGAAUUCAUGAAUAUCCAUGCAGUUUGCAUCCUUUGUUAAUCCAAGUGGUUAUGGCAGCACUUGGUAAUGCAGCAGGUAGACUUUCCAAGAUAUACUUGCAAAAACUACCACUGAAUUCACUUUCACGUCUCAACAUUGUACCUGCCAUACCAUCCCAGGUUGUGUGUUGAAGGUGGACUUGAAGGUCAUCUUUACUGUAAGUGUGCUAAUAGACUGCUACAGCACUGAACUAUGUGAACAAUGAAUGGAAUACUCUCCAAUAGCAGUGCUACAGACCCUUACUUCAUUUCAGAACUGUGUGGUUUUAAUUAUGUGAAAAUGCAUCAUUCUUUCAUGGGAUUACAUGUAAAUGGUUCCUCUGAGUAUGACUCUUUAGCCACGCUUCAAUACAGCUUGAUUGCAUUUGGUACUUCUGCAUUUAUGGGUCUUUUGUUUUGUUGUAUUGCUUUGAUUGGCUUCUUUGUGAACACCCAUAAACUGUAGAUUUGCAAAAAUCUAUCCUUGUUGCAUUAUGAAAAAUAAACUAAUUUGUGAGCAGUA
Messenger RNA from Conger conger (European conger), 5385 nucleotides. RefSeq names its product nestin (gene nes). The record is from RefSeq and is a predicted model, not a curated record. Gene Ontology annotation, biological process: positive regulation of intermediate filament depolymerization. The coding region runs from base 29 to 3736 and encodes 1235 amino acids. The transcript is spliced from 4 exons. NCBI's taxonomy places the organism in Eukaryota, Metazoa, Chordata, Actinopteri, Anguilliformes, Congridae. Gene Ontology annotation, molecular function: intermediate filament binding; CCR5 chemokine receptor binding. Gene Ontology annotation, cellular component: intermediate filament.